Messenger RNA from Saitoella complicata NRRL Y-17804, 705 nucleotides. Its product is annotated as DUF788-domain-containing protein. The record is from RefSeq and is a predicted model, not a curated record. Bases 46 to 588 code for a protein of 180 amino acids. Lineage: Eukaryota; Fungi; Ascomycota; Saitoellomycetes; Saitoellales; Saitoellaceae. The transcript has 2 exons. Gene Ontology annotation, cellular component: intracellular membrane-bounded organelle. Gene Ontology annotation, biological process: vacuolar protein processing.
GGGGGAGGGGAGCUGACGAGGUCAAGGCGCAACACCAGAACCAUUAUGGCAAAUCAAGCAAACAAACGUCUGGCGAUUCAAAACGCCCGCAUCGUUGCGAACCACCGCCUAUUCGCGAUGGGUCUGCAUGGUUUCUUCAUCCUCAUGCGCCUCGUCCUCCGUCUACGAGCAUUCUCAACUGGUAUGCUGAUCAAAUACCUCCUCACCACUGCUCUUUCCGGAUUCCUCCAAUUCACCCUCGAGAAGACUGGUCGUGCACGCUACAACCCCGCCGGUGAACUCCUUAGUGCCGGACAGGACCUCAACCAGGCUGGAUUGACGGAGUGGAUGUGGGAUGUUAUCUACGUUUGCUGGCUUGGGCAGGCACUCGCUGCGCUUGGCAUUAACAGGGGAUUCUGGGUGUUGUGGGCUGUGCCGGCGUAUGCCGUGUUCAAGGUCGGACCCAUGGCAGCGAGGUUCUUGGGGCUCGGCAACAUGUUUGGUGGAAGGGGUGCUGCGGCUGAGGCUCAGGAGGAGGCUGCGCCUGCGAUGAGCAAGAGGCAACAAAAGAUGGAAAAGCGUGGUGGUCAGAAGAUUCGAUACCGUUGAGCUCGGUGUACGAUAGAAUGGACAUUGUACGAUAUUGUACGGAAUACAUGUUGCACAGCACAGGAAGGGUAACAGGAACCAGAAAUGGCUUUGAAGUGAUCAAUUUCAAAUACCUAG